Molecule: messenger RNA, 1183 nt
Organism: Xenia sp. Carnegie-2017
Lineage: Eukaryota; Metazoa; Cnidaria; Anthozoa; Malacalcyonacea; Xeniidae
Product: riboflavin-binding protein-like
Exons: 3
Coding region: 100-831 (243 amino acids)
Cellular component (GO): external side of plasma membrane
Molecular function (GO): signaling receptor activity; riboflavin transmembrane transporter activity; riboflavin binding
Source: RefSeq, a predicted model, not a curated record
UCAGAUUACGACGUAAAUAUGAACACAAGUCAAGAGUCUUGAUUUUUAAUUAAUGCCAAUUUCUAUUGAAGAAACUGCUCAAAUUUUAAAAUCAACAUCAUGAAGAUAUUGCAGUUUGUUAUCCUGCUUGCCACUAUUACAGAGAUAAAAAUGGACAUCUGCCUUCCAGGUCCGUUUCAUAAAAGAAUCUCGUCAAAGGCGACCGUAGAAUACGCAGCAUGCCAAGCCUACAGUGAAAACACUUGUUGUACUCCAGAAUUUGCGAACGAGUUCAACAGAACACGACUUCGCCUGCUUUUAGGGUUUCAUUGGGGCCACUGCAAGGAUAUUUCCAAGCAAUGCGAUGAAUAUCUCGUAAGAGCGUCUUGUACCCUCAACUGCGAACCUCGAUUGAUCCGAUGGCAAUCAAAAGUUAGUGAUCUCAGAAUAAGAAAUGUGCCAAUUUGUGGAGAUUAUUGUGAUGCUUGGUUUGAAGCCUGCAAAAAUGAGCAGACCUGUGUAGAGGAAUGGCUGGAUGACUUUGAAUUCGCUAACUCAACAUAUUCCUGUCCUAAGAAUUCAACAUGUCGUACCUUUGAGCAGUGGUACGGUAAUGGCACUGGAUUGUGUAACAAACUUUUUGGUCAAAAUUUGCGUUAUGUGGACCCGAAAUGUCCUUGCUCAAGAAUGGACGGACCAAUACCAGUUAAUGUGAAUGAAAAUUCGACUUGUACGAAAAACAGCGUUACACCAACACAAACAAUGACCUCCACAAACAACAGCGUUACAACGAUACAAUGGUCAUCCAAUUCCAUAUAUCUCACGUUUGCUUUUAUCGUGUUAAUUAAUUAACAAAUGCGAAGUAAUAUGAUAAAACAAGUUGUUUAUACACUGACUUAACAAUAAGUCGUUUACAUAUGCGGACAUCGUUUAAUGUUUCCUGCAAAUAUUUUAUGUCACAAAAUAUAUCAUCAGGCCAUUUAAAUAUAAAUUUGAUCAUAUAACUGGCAAUAAAAUUUCCAACUUGUCCUAAAGUUCUAAACCUCUAAACCUAGUUUGCAUGACAAUACAGAGGAAUUAAAUGCCAGGGGCUCCCCCUUUAGCAUAAAACUAGAAAUAUUACUAUGGAAAAGAUUGUUUGGUUAUAAAAAAUAAAUAUGUACAGCAGUCAAGGGUGGUAUAACAAAAACUGUUGCAGAAAAUA